Molecule: messenger RNA, 1266 nt
Organism: Closterium sp. NIES-65
Lineage: Eukaryota; Viridiplantae; Streptophyta; Zygnematophyceae; Desmidiales; Closteriaceae
Source: the annotation of a GenBank genome assembly
AUGGCCUUCCGACUAGCCUCUCUGGCGCGCAGACCCGCCGCUAGCACCGCCGCGGGGCACGCAUCCCGGUCCUUGCUCCAGCCGCAGCACGCUGCAGCAGCGUACGCGCGGGGAUUCCUGGGAUCAGGCGCAACGAGAGUAGCAGCAACCGCAGGAGCAGCAGCAGCAGGGGUAGCAGCAGGGGUGGCAACAGGAGCGGCAGGGACAGCAGCAGGGGCGGGAGCAGGCCGUUUAAGAGCGGUGCUGUGUGCUGGCGUGAGUGGGUCGGCGAGAGCUGUGGUGUUAGAGGCCUUUGGAAGGAGUGCGGGUAGGAGUGGAUCAGCUGCGGCGGCGCUGACAACAGGAGCAACUGGAGUAACUGGGGCAACUGGGGCAACGGCAGCGGCAGCGGCAGCAGCAGCAGCAGCAGCAACAGCAGCAGCAGCAGCAACAGCUAGAAGCCACUCUUUUCCUUCUGGCUUCGCAGCUCUCACCUUCACACGAACCUUCACCAGAAGCUUCGCCUCGUGGGUGCCGCAACGUGGCCCGCACUGGCUGCAACGCCGGCAGUCCAACCAGUCGUGGGCGUCGGGGCACCCAGAUGCCGUGGUGUGGGCGCUGAUUGCUGUGAACGUGGGUGUGUUUGCCGCGUGGCACACGCAGAACCAGACCGUCAUGGCCCGUAACUUCAUGGUGUCAGUGAAUGCGAUGUACGAGGGGCGCUACCACACACUCCUCACAUCCGCCAUCAGCCACCGUGAGGGGCGGCACCUGCUCUUCAACAUGCUCGGCCUCUACUUCUUCGGCUGCGAGGUGGCACGCAUGUAUGGGCCGCGGUACCUGCUGGGGUUGUAUGCGUCGGGAGCAGUGGUGGCAUCGCUGGCACACGUGUUCUACUUUCAAUACAUCGUGCCCAGGACCGAUAAAAAGUCUGUGUGGGCUUGGCAUCCACGCCUCUCGCCUCCAGCCAUGGGUGCCAGUGGAGCGGUGAACGCCAUAGUGCUCUUCAGCUGUCUGCUGCAGCCCACGCGGAUCAUCUACCUCAACUUCAUCAUCCCUGUGCCCUCCAUUCUCCUUGGAGUGCUGUACGUAGGGCAAGACCUGUAUGGAGCAGCCAUGCUCACUUUCCUGUCCCUGUGUCUUUUUCCUUCCACCACCACCCCACCAUCAUCGUACCGUUUCCCUCAGGGCGGGUCGCACAUCGGGCAUGCAGCUCAUCUAGGGGGUGCCGCCGUGGGCGUGGCUGCAUGGGCCCUCAAGCGCGGGCGUUACCACUUCCGGCGCUAG